AUGUUCAAUAGUUCGUUUGCAAAUAGCAGCUAUUCAAUACCUUGGCUGUAUAAUAUUACCGUUGAGGAUGCUAAUUGGAUUAUUACUAGUUCAUUUAUGAUAUUUACCAUGCAAACUGGCUUUGGUAUGCUAGAAUCUGGAUGCGUUUCCAUUAAAAACGAAGUGAACAUUAUGAUGAAAAAUGUUGUUGAUAUUGUAUUGGGAGGUAUAACAUAUUGGAUGUUUGGCUUCGCCAUAUCGUUUGGUAGAAGCGAUCUAAAUAACGGUUUUAUCGCUCUAGGUGAUUUUUGCAUAAAUCCUACCAUAAAUGAUCCUCUGAAAGGUGCCAUUUUUGCUGCAUUUCUAUUCCAGCUAUCUUUUGCUACCACAGCUACUACGAUUGUCAGUGGUGCCAUGGCAGAACGUUGCAAUUUCAAAGCCUAUUGCCUGUUUAGGUAA
Molecule: messenger RNA, 438 nt
Organism: Ceutorhynchus assimilis (cabbage seed weevil)
Lineage: Eukaryota; Metazoa; Arthropoda; Insecta; Coleoptera; Curculionidae
Source: the annotation of a GenBank genome assembly